AAGAUCGCUUAAACCGAUCGUGCCCUCUUCACCGUCGUAGUCGAUGACGUUUUCGUAGACACCGUGUCGGAUCGCGUGUGCUACGGCACAAUCUCGCCCUCUGGGGGUGGUGCUGUAUCAUUGAAUGGUCGGUCAGUGAGUGUGGGGGAGUUCGAGGCGCUCGCAAAGAAAGGUGCCCUUGGCAAAACCGAUUGCUCGUGAAGACAAAGAACCGGAACCUGCUGUCUGUGUCGCCCCAAGUCGCCCGUUGUUCGUACGUAGCGUUGCGGUCAUGAGAGAAACGGACCUUUAGCCCAUUGCAGCCCUGCUUCUUCUGACAGUAUCGAAAGUGAAAUUGUCCGUGGCGGUUCGACGUGUGUGCAUGGGGAGAAAGGAGAAAAAAAUUCUCAUCAUCCGUCUUGUGACAGUCGGUUGAACCCUGGGUCUUCCAUGUGGGUUCAUUGUCUCCCCAGUCUUUGUGACCACCGCUUGCGGAUCUACUAAGUGCUUUAGAUCGACGGCACUCGUUGUAACGUGGUUGUGUAAAACGGCCUUAAGAAGCAGUCUUUUCUAAUGGCUUUCCUCCCGAUCAACGCAAGCCAGUCAAGUUUAUAAAAAGAUAAAUGUGAGAUCAGCCAGGCAAGAAGUACGCAGUCUAAUUCCAAGGUGGUGCUGCGGUGCAGCAAAGUCGGAAUGCAAAGGUGAAGAAAAGUGAAAAAGUUUACACCCGAAACAAAAUAUGACCUAAUUGCAUAACGAAUAAACCAGCCGCGACGGAGAGGUGGUGUGUUACUUUUUUUGCUGGCAUCUUGUGCGGCAUUUUCGGGGGCGGAAAACGUAAGGCCCGAAACCGUGUCGAUUCACUUCCAUUUCUUUGGGCAUAUUUUUUUUCUUGGGCAUUGUGUUUUCGUGUCGUCGGUGCAAACGAUUUCAUAAUUUUGGCAAUGAAGUGCGCGGAGACGACGAGAUCUGCGAUAAAGAGCUGGAAACAAGGUGAAAUACUCUCCCAGAAGAUGGUAUUGCAUAAUGGCUGCGUGGCGGCGAGUGGAAAACGGAAGGGAUCGUUGCGUUCGCGUUUGUGGUUUAGUGAAAUGAUUUCGGCGAAGAUCGUUGCCUUCGGGAUUGUGCUGUUUUGUGCGGGAGUUGCGCGCGCAGAAAGGACUCCAUCGCCACAACAGGAGCAGGAUAUAUUGAUUUUGGAUGCACUUGGAAAACGGCAGCAGUUUGGAGGAGGCAGUAUAGAUUAUGGAUCGAACUCCAUAAUGGAACUACUGGGGCGAAUGAUCCCCCAGACGUGCCGGCACAAGGGCCGCAAAUUCGAGUGCGGUUUGUCGAUUUCGUGCGUGCUGGGCGGUGGCAAACCGAUCGAUCUCUGCUCCGGCGGGAUGAUCUGGUCCUGCUGCGUCGAUCGGGACUUUUUGCAGCAGGAACCGGACCCGGAGGUGGGUGCCGUCCACAACGCCAGUGACAUUAUCAAUCUGUUCGAUUUCUAUCCAUCACCCUCAUCAUCCUCAUCGUCUACUUCACCACACUCGUCGAGUAACGCAGUCCAUCAGAACCGCCCUCAACUGGCAACAGCGCCAGCACAAACUCCAAUCUACUCCAACUCUGGCAGCUACAGCUCCAAACCAUCAUACCAUCUGUACCCUGUGACAAGCACCAACCCUCCGGAGUGGAACUACGAGAGCAACCACCUGGGAAACGGCUUGAACUCUGUAUUUCAACCGCAGAAGCCCGUUCAUCAUCGACCGGUUAACUUCGGUAGUGGUGGCGGCCAUGAUGGAUCCCUACAUGACGAGGGUCUCCACGGACCGACGGCCAGUGCCAUCUACAGCGAUCGACCGUUCAGCUUCGGGACGCGUCCAACGUCCGGUUCGAUCUUUAGUACCGGGAAUGGCAUCGUCAGCAAUUCCCGACCGCCCGUUUUCAACUUUCAGCAGGAGGACGAUGGCUAUGGAAUCGAAAACGGUUGUGGCGAAUUGUACACCAGGACCAAUCGGAUAGUGGGAGGCCACUCUACCGGCUUUGGAACGCAUCCCUGGCAGGCGGCUCUCAUAAAAACGGGUUUCUUAACGAAAAAGCUCAGCUGCGGAGGGGCACUGGUUUCCAAUCGAUGGAUCGUUACGGCAGCUCACUGUGUCGCCACGACACCAAACAGCAACCUCAAAGUACGGUUAGGUGAAUGGGAUGUGCGUGAUCAGGACGAACGGUUGAACCACGAAGAGUACAACAUCGAACGGAAGGAAGUGCAUCCCAGUUAUUCGCCUAGCGAUUUCCGAAAUGACCUUGCGCUGGUAAAACUGGAUAGGAAAGUAGUUUUCCGGCAGCACAUUCUACCGGUGUGCCUUCCACCGAAAUCCACCAAACUGGUGGGUAAAAUGGCCACCGUUGCCGGCUGGGGUCGAACGCGGCACGGCCAAAGCACAGUUCCUUCAGUUUUACAGGAGGUCGAUGUGGAGGUGAUACCAAACGACCGCUGUCAACGCUGGUUCCGGGCGGCUGGACGUCGCGAAGUGAUCCAUGAUGUGUUCCUAUGUGCCGGCUACAAAGAAGGCGGCCGAGACAGCUGCCAGGGUGACUCUGGGGGACCGCUGACGCUGUCGCUGGAAGGGCGCAAAACGUUGAUCGGUCUUGUUUCCUGGGGAAUCGGGUGCGGUCGGGAACACCUGCCCGGAGUGUACACCAACAUACAGAAGUUUGUGCCUUGGAUCGAGAAAGUCAUGGGAAAGGAGUACUCCUAGGGGAGAUCGGGAUUCGUUCCUGAUCGGGAAUUCGAUGUGUAAAUAGUCAAACAAACUUUACUUCAUAGUAUUAAGUGCUGGAAGGAAGGCACAACUCUAUCAUUUGAAAAGGAAAUCAAUCAUUUACCAUGAUGUAAAUUCGACGGUACACGCUGUUUUUUAAGCGCGAUAGUAAUUUAUUUGUAAUUUAUUUUUAUUAGAACUACAGAUUGAGUCGCGUAUUUUUAACUAGUGAGAUCAUGCUGAUAUUACCAUGCUUUACGAGUUUCUGAUAUAGAUUAAGAUAAAUGAUAAUAAACUAAUGUU
Molecule: messenger RNA, 3026 nt
Organism: Armigeres subalbatus
Lineage: Eukaryota; Metazoa; Arthropoda; Insecta; Diptera; Culicidae
Product: serine proteinase stubble
Exons: 7
Coding region: 924-2720 (598 amino acids)
Biological process (GO): proteolysis
Molecular function (GO): serine-type endopeptidase activity
Source: RefSeq, a predicted model, not a curated record